UAUUUAAGGCUUGCACGCGCGAGGCUGCGGAGAUCCUGGGGGCAGCCGCGACUUCGGCCUCGCCGCUCGCUCUUGCUCCUUAUUCCGUUUCCUCUGGCCUCUGCCCCUCGGUACCCUUUUGGCGCUGCGCUCCCGCCGCCGCGCUCAGCCGUUUUUGCCCGGCGCCGAGUCCAGGUGGGAGGCAGUUGGCGUGCGGAAAAACACCGGCUAGGCAGACCUAAGGCAAACUAGCAGACGCAACAGGUCCGCGUUGCGGGGCGAGGGGAGCGGCGGCCACCGCAGCCGUCUCUCACGGUCCCCGGCCCCUGGGCGGCCGCCCGCGGGGACCUCCGAAGUGCCCGUCCUCAGGGGGGUGUCAGCAGGACUAUCCGAGUUGGGUUCCUUUCUGGUUUUUGCCUUGUGGCCACCAGUCCAUAGACGGAGGGUGCUCUUCACCCCCAGGUAGGAGAGGAGAAGAAGGCGGAGGACGGUCCAGGACUGCUGGUCUCUGCACUGGGGAGAGCGGGGGUCCAUCCGCGCGCGCCCCUCUCUCACUCCACCAACUAGUUGUACAGCCCACCGGACUGAACUUUGGAGGAAUCGUCCUUUUUCUUUCCCUUUACGAUUAUUGGAAGUGGGAGAGGGUGGGAGGCAGCGGACCCCGCCACGAUGCUGCCGAAGAAGCCUGCAGGAAAAGGAGGGGCCGGAGAGCCGGGCUCCGAGGACCCGAGCCCCGCCCGGCAGUCUUGUGCCCGCACCGUGCCCCCAGGCGCGGUCCUGGCGGCCCUCCUGUCAGUGGUGGCCGUGAUGUCUUGUCUGUACCUGGGGGUGAAAACCAACGAUCUGCAGGCGAGGAUCGCCGCUCUCGAAUCCGCCAAAGGGGACCCUUCCAUCCGUCCGCUUCCCGAUUGCCUGGAUCAGCUCAAAGCAGUGGUGCAAGAGAAAGUGGAGCGACUUCUGGCUCAGAAAUCCUAUGAACAUAUGGCUAAAAUAAGAAUCGCAAGAGAAGCACCUUCAGAAUGCAACUGCCCAGCAGGCCCUCCAGGGAAACGAGGUAAGAGGGGCCGAAGAGGAGAAUCUGGUCUUCCUGGUCAGCCUGGUCCUCAGGGCCCUCCUGGUCCAAAAGGUGAUAAGGGAGAACAAGGUGAUCAGGGACCUCGGAUGGUGUUUCCUAAAAUCAAUCAUGGGUUUCUCUCUGCUGAUCAGCAGCUCAUUAAACGCCGCUUGAUUAAGGGUGACCAAGGACAAGCUGGGCCCCCAGGCCCGCCUGGCCCUCCAGGCCCAAGAGGGCCUCCUGGGGACACCGGGAAAGAUGGCCCCCGAGGAAUGCCAGGAGAGCCCGGUGAACCAGGGAACCCAGGAAAACAAGGCUCAAUGGGUCCUAUGGGGCCUCCAGGACAAAAGGGUUCUGUUGGAGCACAUGGGAUUCCAGGGAUGAAUGGGCAAAAGGGUGAGCCCGGGUUGCCUGGAGCAGUGGGACAGAACGGAAUACCAGGGCCAAAGGGAGAACCUGGAGAGCGAGGAGAAAAGGGAGAUGCUGGCGAGAGUGGUCCCAAAGGUGAUGCGGGCGAAAAGGGUGACCCUGGAUCAUCUGCUGCAGGAAUUAAGGGAGAACCUGGAGAAUCUGGUCGUCCAGGGCAAAAGGGUGAACCAGGGCUUCCUGGGCUUCCUGGACUUCCGGGGAUAAAGGGUGAACCCGGUUUCAUUGGCCCUCAAGGGGAGACAGGCUUGCCAGGCUUACCGGGAACAAAGGGUGAGCGAGGGGAGGCAGGGCCUCCUGGAAGAGGUGAGCGAGGGGAGCCUGGAACUCCUGGACCAAAGGGGAAACAAGGUGAAUCAGGAACUAGAGGCCCAAAGGGGUCAAAGGGUGACCGUGGAGACAAAGGAGACUCUGGAACCCUGGGACCAAGGGGUCCACCUGGUCAAAAGGGGGAUCAAGGAGCCACAGAGAUCAUAGACUAUAAUGGCAACCUCCAUGAAGCCUUGCAGAGGAUUACCACCUUAACUGUCACGGGUCCCCCUGGACCACCUGGACCUCAAGGACUACAAGGGCCAAAGGGAGAGCCAGGAUCUCCAGGAAUCCCAGGAGUUGACGGAGAGCAGGGACUCAAAGGCUCAAAGGGAGACAUGGGGGACCCAGGUAUGCCAGGUGAAAAAGGAGGAAUCGGACUUCCUGGAUUGCCGGGUGCCAAUGGAAUGAAAGGAGAGAAAGGAGACUCCGGAUUGCCAGGUCCUCAGGGCCCUUCUAUCAUAGGCCCACCAGGCCCACCAGGUCCCCAUGGUCCACCAGGCCCCAUGGGACCCCAUGGACUUCCUGGACCAAAGGGCGAACCAGGGUUAAAUGGUGUUAAAGGAUUGAAGGGUGAACCAGGUCAAAAGGGUGACAGAGGACCCCUUGGUCUUCCAGGAGCAUCUGGCUUAGACGGAAAGCCAGGAGCCCGGGGUACAGAUGGCCCUAUGGGACCUCAUGGCCCUGCAGGUCCCAAAGGAGAAAGAGGCGAAAAAGGAGCUGUGGGAGAGCCCGGACCCAGAGGGCCCUACGGCCUGCCCGGGAAAGAUGGAGAGCCUGGUCUUGAUGGCUUCCCUGGUCCACGAGGCGAGAAGGGUGAUCUAGGAGAAAAGGGAGAAAAGGGAUUCCGUGGCAUUAAGGGGGAAAAAGGGGAGCCAGGCCAGCCUGGCCUGGAUGGGCUGGAUGCCCCUUGCCAAUUGGGCCCAGAUGGAUUACCCAUGCCUGGCUGUUGGCAAAAGUGAUGAAACUAACCUUCCGAGCAUGAAGUUGUGUAUAUAGUGGUCCACUCUUUAUAUUUAUAGUUGAAAAUCGAAUUGCAGAUUUUACAAGUCUGAGAUAUGUUUACAUAUAGCUGCUUCUUCCUGUUUGCAGUAGUACACAUGUCCAUCUUUUCUUUGCUUACAUCUAAAAUUGGGCAACAUGUGAAACUAGUGAGAAGCCUGCAGAAAAAUAUAGAUCAGUAUCUCUUUAUCUUAUGUAAAGAUGCCUAUUUAUAUGGACAUAUCAGUGAUAGAGAAUGAUUGUUCUUGCUAUUUUCUUACUUUGGGCUUGCCAAUUGCAUGGACAAAAGGGGC
Myotis brandtii (Brandt's bat) is the source of this 3063-nucleotide messenger RNA. RefSeq names its product collagen, type XXV, alpha 1 (gene COL25A1). Bases 649 to 2730 code for a protein of 693 amino acids. Lineage: Eukaryota; Metazoa; Chordata; Mammalia; Chiroptera; Vespertilionidae. The transcript is spliced from 39 exons. The record is from RefSeq and is a predicted model, not a curated record.